AUGGCAUCUUUAGGGUCAUUCCUCACACAAGCAUUCCCACCGAGUCCACAAUUCACCGAAAAGGACAUUCCUUCCCAAGUGGGCAAAGUCUUUCUUGUCACAGGCGGUAAUUCAGGCAUUGGGUAUGAGGUUGUUAAAAUCCUCUACUCCAAGGGCGGCACAGUCUACAUGGCUGGCCGUAAUCCAGGAAAAAUCAAUGCGGCAAUCGAAGCUAUAAAGUCCACUCACACCGCUAGCCCUGGACGUAUCAAGAGUCUCAUUCUCGACCUUGGCGACCUUAGCACAAUCCCAUCCUGCGUCGCUGACUUCCUCGCCCAAGAAACUCGUCUCGAUGUUCUCUGGAACAACGGAGGCAUCGCCCAAGUCCCUGCCGGCAGUGUAAGCGCCCAAGGCCACGAAGCCCAGAUCGGCACCAACUGUCUCGGGCCCUUCCUCUUGACGCAACUCCUUCUUCCUGUCCUACUGCGAACCGCAAAAUCAGUACCCACAGCUGGCGUGCGCGUAGUAUGGGUAUCUUCGGGGGUUAUUGAUCUCAAAGCUCCUCCGGGUGGUCUCUUACUGGACGAGCUUGCCCCUGGCCAUCAUUCGCAAGACAAGAUGCAUAACUACAGCGUCUCGAAGGCGGGCGACUGGCUUCUAGCGUCGGAACUGGAUAAGCGGGUUCGCAAGCACGGGAUCGUGUCUGUGGCUCUCAGUCCAGGUCAGUUGAAGGCCAAGGGCUUUGAUCGGCUGCCGUGGCAUCAGAGGUGGCUGAUGAAGCCCUUGUUACAUGAACCUAUCAUGGGCGCGUAUACGGAGUUAUGGGCUGGGCUUAGUCCGGAGGUGACGUGUGCUGAUGGAGGGAGAUUUGCUUUGCCGUGGGGAAGAUGGCAUCCGAGCCCAAGGAAGGAUAUUCUUGAGAGCUUGAAGGCAAAAACGGAGGGAGGAACUGGCGUUGCGGCUGAGUUUUGGCACUGGUGCGAGGAGCAGUCAAAGGGUUAUGUUGGACUUGGAAAUUGA
Lachnellula hyalina is the source of this 999-nucleotide messenger RNA. RefSeq names its product putative oxidoreductase. The record is from RefSeq and is a predicted model, not a curated record. Bases 1 to 999 code for a protein of 332 amino acids. NCBI's taxonomy places the organism in Eukaryota, Fungi, Ascomycota, Leotiomycetes, Helotiales, Lachnaceae. The transcript has a single exon.